GGAGAGGAGGGAGGGGGCCCGUCCGACAGCCACAGCGGCCAGAAAGGCGGCAGCGGCGGCGGCACCACCACCGCUCGCCCCCCAGCCGCCCGGCCCGCCAGGAGGCAGCGGCGGCUGCUGGCGGGGGCGGAGGCGGCGGCGGAGAGGCGAGGAGGAGCAGCGGGAGGAGCAAGAGCGCGCAGCCGGCGGGUCCACGCAUCUCAGCACUUCCAGAGCAACUCCGGCGCCUUCCACACCCCUGCCCGGGGCUGGGGGCUCCGCGAGCGGCCGCGAAGCCAACCCCAUCCUCCCUGCGAGCCCUGCCCAGCCCUGCCCUGCGCCUCCCGGGCUCCGCUCCGCGCGGCGGGUUUCCCGCUCCUGCGCUCCGGGCGCGCCUCCCGGACGCCCGGGUCCCCGCAGCCAGGACAAAGCCAUGAAGCCGGGGCUGCUGGAAGUGAUGAGGAUGAACAGAAUUUGCCGGAUGGUGCUGGCCACUUGCUUGGGAUCCUUUAUCCUGGUUAUCUUCUAUUUCCAAAUCAUGCGGAGGAACCCCUUCGGUGUGGACAUCUGCUGCCGGAAGGGGUCCCGAAGCCCCCUGCAGGAACUCUACAACCCGACCCAGCUGGAGCUCUCCAACACGGCCGUCCUGCACCAGAUGCGGCGGGACCAGGUCACAGACACGUGCCGGGCCAGCAGCGCCGUGAGCCGCAAGCGGCGGGUGCUGACCCCCAACGACCUGAAGCACCUGGUGGUGGAUGACGACCACGAGCUCAUCUACUGCUACGUGCCCAAGGUGGCGUGCACCAACUGGAAACGGCUCAUGAUGGUCCUGACCGGGCGGGGCAGGUACAGCGACCCCAUGGAGAUCCCGGCCAACGAGGCGCACGUCUCGGCCAACCUGAAGACCCUGAACCAGUACAGCAUCCCCGAGAUCAACCACCGCUUGAAAAGCUACAUGAAGUUCCUGUUCGUGCGGGAGCCCUUCGAGAGGCUGGUGUCCGCCUACCGGAACAAGUUCACGCAGAAGUACAACACCUCCUUCCACAAGCGCUACGGCACCAAGAUCAUCCGGCGGCAGCGCAAGAACGCCACGCAGGAGGCCCUGCGCAAGGGCGACGACGUCAAGUUCGAGGAGUUCGUGGCCUAUCUCAUAGACCCGCACACCCAGCGCGAGGAGCCCUUCAACGAACACUGGCAGACCGUCUACUCCCUCUGUCACCCGUGCCACAUCCACUAUGACCUCGUGGGCAAGUAUGAGACGCUGGAGGAGGAUUCCAAUUACGUCCUGCAGCUGGCGGGCGUGGGCAGCUACCUGAAGUUCCCCACCUACGCCAAGUCCACGAGAACUACUGAUGAAAUGACCACAGAGUUCUUCCAGAACAUCAGCUCAGAGCACCAGACGCAGCUGUACGAAGUCUACAAACUCGAUUUUUUAAUGUUCAAUUACUCAGUGCCAAGCUACCUGAAAUUGGAGUGAAGGGUGGAGGUGGGGAGAGGGGCGAGAAUCGUGCUUUUUAAUUUAAGAUUUUUAUUUGUCAAAAGAAUUCUAUGGAUA
Messenger RNA from Kogia breviceps (pygmy sperm whale), 1534 nucleotides. RefSeq names its product carbohydrate sulfotransferase 11 (gene CHST11). NCBI's taxonomy places the organism in Eukaryota, Metazoa, Chordata, Mammalia, Artiodactyla, Physeteridae. The record is from RefSeq and is a predicted model, not a curated record. Gene Ontology annotation, molecular function: sulfotransferase activity. Gene Ontology annotation, biological process: carbohydrate biosynthetic process; proteoglycan biosynthetic process. Gene Ontology annotation, cellular component: membrane.